Paramecium sonneborni is the source of this 850-nucleotide messenger RNA. NCBI's taxonomy places the organism in Eukaryota, Ciliophora, Oligohymenophorea, Peniculida, Parameciidae. The record is from the annotation of a GenBank genome assembly.
AUGAUUUAAAAAAUAGCUAGAUAAAUCAUGAAUCGAAGGGCUUUCUUAACUGCUAUAGCUAACGAAGCCACAUUUUUAGAUUAAGACAUGGCUUAUUUUAAAAAAGCUGCUGGACAUGCUAAAAUAAGUCAAGACAAAUUGGAGUAAUAAAAUUUGAUAGUUUUUAGUAUUGAUAAGAGCAUAGAUAUUGUUAUCAAAUUCAAUUUGCCUUAUGGAACAUAGAUUUGUGUAAAAAUUUCAAAAUAAAUUAGGUUCCUGUGUAUCGAGCUUAACACAAAAUUUAUAGAUUGGCUACUAAAGUUGGAAGUCCGCAUGGAAUAAACCCAAGAAAAUUUUCUAAAAGAGAAAUAGAAACUUUGAUGAGAAGAUAUACUCUUGAGUUGGCGAAAAAGAAUUUCAUUGGGGCUGCUAAAGAUGUGCCUGGACCUGAUAUAGGAGUAUCAACUUUUUAUUUAUAUUAAAAAAAGACUAAGAUGCCUACAGAAAGUUUAAGGGUCAUUAAGAUAUAAAUUCUGUAGGCUGUGUCACUGGAAAGCCAAUUAUUUAAGGUGAAAUUUCUGGUAGAUAAGAACCAACAGGAAUGGGAGUAAGUUAAUUAAAAUAUUAAUUAGAUUUUCUUUACAACAAGACAAAUUUUAAAUGAUUCCAAGUUUUGUCAAUCUUUAGGUAUUGAACCAAAUUUAAAAGGAAAAUCCCUUAUUAUCCAAGGUUAUGGCAAUGCAAUAAAAAUUUUUCUUUAAAAUAAGUAGGCUGAUUUUGUGCUAAAUACAUGUAUGAUUAUGAGGCUAAGAUAAUUGGAGCAGCAGAACAUGAUGGAUCUAUUUUCAAUCCUAAUGGAAUAAAUCCUUAU